Messenger RNA from Cucumis sativus (cucumber), 4891 nucleotides. Its product is annotated as ubiquitin-like protein 5. Gene Ontology annotation, cellular component: nucleus; cytoplasm. Gene Ontology annotation, molecular function: protein binding; protein tag activity. The record is from RefSeq and is a predicted model, not a curated record. The transcript has 2 exons. Gene Ontology annotation, biological process: mRNA splicing, via spliceosome; protein modification process. The coding region runs from base 84 to 305 and encodes 73 amino acids. NCBI's taxonomy places the organism in Eukaryota, Viridiplantae, Streptophyta, Magnoliopsida, Cucurbitales, Cucurbitaceae.
CAUCGAUUGCCCUCCAAAUCUCUUCACAUCCACAAAAUCUCUCUUUCACCUGCGGUUCAUAAUAUUUCCGAUUGGGGGCGAGGAUGAUCGAGGUCGUGCUCAACGAUCGUCUAGGCAAGAAGGUCCGUGUGAAGUGCAACGAGGAUGAUACGAUUGGAGACUUGAAGAAGCUUGUCGCCGCUCAGACCGGAACCCGGACUGAGAAAAUCAGGAUCCAGAAGUGGUAUAAUAUCUAUAAGGAUCAUAUCACUCUUAAGGAUUACGAGAUUCAUGACGGCAUGGGGCUGGAACUCUAUUACAAUUGAUUACGUAUCGCUGUGCAACCUGCAAGGAUAAGGUGAAGAAUGUAACCUUCCAAAUUCUCAUUGACAUCACUUUGGAUAAUAGUAUUCAGCAAGGGUGCGCUCUUAUCUUUCUUUUAAUACAAGCUAACGUUAGUGUCUUUCGAACAUGAAAUAAUGUUUGUUUUCAUUAAUUUUAAGAACCAAACACUGAACUUUAAAUAAGUGCGAUGUUUCGUAAUAAAUUUGAUGGAGAAAGUUAUGUACUUAAAAUUUUCAAUUUGAAAGUGUGUUUCAAGCCAAACGUGGUUAAGAGUAGUCUUUCUUAUAACAUGAUACAAAAUGACCUAGUUGGUUUCAAAAGAUGCUUCCCAGUAUUUAAUCUUUUUUUUCCUUCAUCGGUGACUAUGUUUCCCCUAUCGAUUUUCUUUUGUUGCAAGGAACUAUAUGGUAGUGGAAUUAUUGAAAUAAGGUGGGAAAUAUAUUUCAGUGUAGAUAAAUGUAUGUUCAUUUUGUUGAGAAGAUGGUUAUCAUUAAAAUGGUAAAUGAUCCCUUGAUAAAUAUGAAACACUGGGUUGUGUUGGUUUUACUUCAAAUUCGAUCCGACCUACAAUGUACAGAUGUCUUACUGCUGAUAGUUUGACCCUCCCGAAUUUGGGUUGGGUCAAAAAUAUCGGGUCUGGUUGUUUUUUCAUUCUUUCUUUCUUUUAGAAUUCAGAUAACAUCCCAAAUUUGAUGCAGAACUUUUUCUUGAUAAGCAAAUUUCAUAUAGACAUCUCCUUCUCAAUAAGCAAGCUAAUUACAAAUAAUGAAGGCCUAUUUUUGUACUUUCUAAGUGUUCCAAACUAAAGACCUAGACUUCUUCAAAAUACAGUGAGCCUUUUCUUUUUCAUUCUAAACUUUCUACGCCACAACCUUCAUUUAACCAAUUCCCAAGCACACUCCCUUGAAGCUCAUAUCAGUAUAGCAAAUGACCAAGGCUCACAUUAUUCCCACAAAUAUCACGCAAACAAAUUCUAAAUUUAGUCGAAAGUAAAUAAAAAAAUCAAUAGCUCAAAAACUUGGAUCUAACAAAUUGGUUCACGAAAUGAACAAGAAGAGUGAUUGAAAAGACAUGGAGUUGAAUAAGUGUAUAUUGUUUAUCUUUUUCUUAUUUGAGAAAAUGAUUAUGAAAAGAAAAAAGAGAAGAGACAAAAAUAAAGGAAGGGAGGAAGCAAACGCAAAAGAAAGGAGUCCACCCACAAUGGUAUAAACAAUACAAGAACCUAUCAAAUUGACAUACAUUAGUGGACGAGUAAAUUGACGAGAAGGCUUGAGAGUGAAUGCCUAUGUUGUUUGAGGACAUUGUAAGUAUAAUACAUUCAGUCAAUCUUGCCACACACUUGAGAUUGUCUAUUUAAACUGGAGCGCUUAUUGCAAUUUUGAAGAGGCAACUUGGCUGGAGAAAAAUGAGCCACACUUGACAAUGUCUAUUAGAGCUGGUGUAUUUUCAAAUACUCGAGGCAACUUGGCUGGAGAGCUGAUCUAAUAGAUAGAAUUGAGAGAAAUAAGAGAAAAGGAGUAUAAUAUCAUCUUUCCUCCAUUGAUUCUUCUUCCUUUCUAAAAAAAUAAAAUUUAAUAUUUAACAAUUUAAAACAAAAAAGUUGUAUAUAAAGUUUCAAGAGUAUGGAUUUAGACCAUAGAAGUUAUGAUUCAGAUUUUCAAAUGUUGCUUCCAUCUCCUUUCUUAUGUUUAUGAAUUCUAGAUCAAAAUAGUUGGCUUAAUGAGGUAAUUUUAGAUUUUAAAUGCUUACUUUGAAAAGAAUAUUACCUUCAUUAGCUUCUUUCGUGCUUUCUUGAGUGGUUGGAAAUUGGUUAAAUGAAGGUUGCCAUUAACAUGGAUAAAAUACGAUUAUGCUUGGAUGAGGUAGAACUACCUAAUUGUCACUCUCUGCCAUAAAUGGGAGCGUGUUGCCUAGACAUCCAUCACACAACUCACAAAUGAAUGUCCGGUAAGCGAGACAACUUGUCUUAUCGCAAUACUUCUACCCUGAGCUUUAGAAACAUUGCAACAAAAAUAUUUAAUCCUUGGACUUUACUCAAUUGCCUAGUACUUCUUAACUGAAGCUUAUUCAUUAAGUGAUUGGUAUAAAUGAUAAUGCAACAGAAUAAACAAAACUUCUUUUUAUUAAUUUAACGCUUUACACAGAGUUUUCAAUUAACCAAUCACAUUCAUUAUCUCACAAUGUAUAAAUGUAAAACUUGAGUUCUACGCUACAUGCCUAUCCUUUGUCCGUUGGGAUAUUGUUUAGUGUUUGGGAGUAUAAGAACCUUAUUUUCAUCCUUCUCCUUAAUUGCCCGACAACCAUUUUAGGAUAAUCUUUAGAGCUUCCUUUGUCUGGUUCAGUUUUUUUAUAGACAUCGUUUUCGGCCUCACCAACUUUGACGCAUCAGUUAACCUUAUGAGAGUCUUUAACGUUAAGGAGUGAUGUUCUUAUCUACUGACUCCUUAAGUACGAUAUGGAGCAGUGUGACUUGCUCGCCACACAAGGUUACACAACCCAUCUUUCUCUUCUUACUUUGGUUUUCACAGUGACAUCCACUUUUUACUUAGUGACGAUCUAGAGAAGAAGAACUUGAGACCUAAGUCAAUGAAUGAUGAGUUUAGGAAAUAUCGUUUUGGGAAACAUAACAAUUGUCAAUUUAAACCAAUGAACACAAGUAUCAUCUUGAUACACUUGAGAUUUAAACCAAUAUGAACACAAGUAACAUCUUGAUACACUUGAGAUUUAAACCAAUGAACACAAGUUACAUCUUGAUACACUUGAGAUUUCUAUCCGCGUAUUGUAGUAUUCAUUGAUUUCAGACGUGGGAUUAGCUUUCACUAGCACCUCAUUGCAUGGACUUGUGAUUUACUUCACCAUCUUGUGAUAGGUUUGAGAUUUACUUUUACCAGUGUUUCACAAUUCAUUCCAUACUUAAGUGUGAAAUUCACUUGACCAUCGUCUUCUUUGGGAUUCAUUUUCACCAGCAUCUAGUUUCAAGAGAAGGAAACACGUCUCUUUCUCACACAGACCUAGAUUUGCUUUCAGCAGCAUCUCAUCACCUGGACCUAGAUUCGCUGCACCUGCGUUUCAUGAUAAAUCUAAGAUUUUCAUCUUGGUCUUGUGCUAAUUCUAUUGCACCACACAUCACACUCUUAUUCUAGACAACAAAUGAAAAGCGUUAUUUCAGCACAAAGUUACAAGGGUCAUCGGUUCAAACCUUACAGUUAAAACAAUCAUUCAUUUAUACAUAAAAACAUGCAUUCAUUUACAAAGAAUCAUGUUACGAAAAUUAUAUAUCAAUAUAAGGAUCAUUCAUAAAUUCUCGACUCAACUUCUUUUUUCCAUUUGCUUUCGACUUUCUUUUCUACCUAGUGAUGUAUGUAACUAGCCUUUGCAACAUUCAAAGCCUUUAUUUAACCAUCAUUGGAGUUUUUAGCAUUUUAUGCCCUUUCUUCUUUGAUUUUUGGUAAUAUUUAUAGUGACUUUUCAUUUCCAUGGGUCCUUUUUGUGCUUUAUACGUGUUACUUCACUGUUGUGUCGCACCAUGUAGCCAAUCCAUGCUCUGACACAUAAUCUAGUCGUCAUUUUGUGUUUAGACAUUUUCAUGUGACGCUAAGCUUAUCUGGAAUGCUCAACUCUCCUGACUUUUCUUCUUGAAAACCUUGACACAUUUAAUUUAUUUAGAGGGUCAUCUAAAACAUCCAACAGAACACCUUCUCCAUCGCAAUAUAUGCAUAUUUAAGUGUAGGUACUUCUUUUGCAUUGCUGCUACCCUGCUCGCCUAAUUCUUAGCGUCAAAAGCAUGCUUCUUCCUCAUAGUUAAUCUGAUAGUGUUACCUACCUUAAUUGCAUCGCCUUAUUUUCCUAUCACAUCUUUCCUUGCCAAAUGCCUCUCCUUCAAUAAGUCUUCCUUUUGGAUAAGGGCCUUACACUAAAGAAUUUAAAAAGAGAAGGAAAAGUACUUCCAAAAUUAACAAAACAAGCACUUUUAUCCAAAUGUGGUGGUGAUGUUUACCCGUUUUGUGAAAGUGUUAUCCAAAUGUAGGUUGCAUUAUUGAUCAACUUGAUCUUCGUUGAACAGUUCAAGUUCAAGUCUAAGUACUGCCAAUAAUUAAAUACAAUCAAGUUCAAGUCUAAGUACUGCCAAUAACUAAAUUCAAUCAAACAUAUUAAUUUUAAAUAAAGCAAAAUCUGUAGAACUACGUUAUGACUUGAUUCCUUUUUUUAAAGGGUACGUAGGCAACUUAAAGAUCAUUCUUUAAGUCCAGUCAGUAAAUAAAUUUUAUAAUAAAUGUUCUCAUUAGUUACUUAUGACCUCGUGCUAGUUUUUGUUGGUUGUUGGUUUUGUUUUGGCUUUUCUUGUUUCAUGCUAAUAGCAUUAUAGAAGGUGACUUGGUUGUUUAGGUCAUAAGUAAUCGUGGGGAACUUGUUUUAAGAUGUGCAUUUAAGAGCAAAUCUUUGAGGCAUAUGUUAGAUAUACAAUUGUGUUAAAUUAUCCAAUAUUACUUUCAUUUAUGAUAAAGAAAGAAAAUAUAGACUUUUAGGAUGAUAUGAAACGAAAUAUGGACUUUUAGGAAUGUUAAAA